Messenger RNA from Necator americanus (New World hookworm), 798 nucleotides. RefSeq lists its product as uncharacterized. Gene Ontology annotation, cellular component: actin cytoskeleton. The coding region runs from base 1 to 798 and encodes 265 amino acids. Lineage: Eukaryota; Metazoa; Nematoda; Chromadorea; Rhabditida; Ancylostomatidae. Gene Ontology annotation, biological process: actin filament organization. Gene Ontology annotation, molecular function: actin filament binding. The transcript has 10 exons. The record is from RefSeq and is a predicted model, not a curated record.
AUGUGUGCGUGGCUGUCCGACAAGAAGGCAGCUGUUUCCUCCUGUGCGUACUCCAGACAACAACAACAAAGGAAAAGAAAGCGGACUUCGAAAAGCGCUAACGUGCACUUUAUCCGAGCUUAUUUGCUGAAGUUUGAAGUGGUUCCGAGCGAUUCGACGCAGUUACUCAAACACGAAAAUGACACAGUAAACCAGUUGGAGGUUAUCAAAUCCUUAGAUCACAUCUGCUCUUACGUCAUCUUUUAUGAAUCACGGCGUCAGUUGUGCGCUAUUGUUGGAGUAGAGGGCGGGAGAACGGGGUCGCAGCCAAGCUCAGUCUCACCGCUAACCAUGGCCAGCCGUACCACAGCCGGAGGAAUCGGAUUCGCUGUUCGACAGAAGCAAGACUCCAAAUACAACGACGAUGAGGGAAAAUUGCUCUUGCUCUGGAUAAAGGAGCUUUCCGGGGAAAACAUCAAUACCUCAGGAGAUAGAGAUAACUUUUUGAACCUUCUGAAAGACGGUACACUUCUUUGCAAAGCAGCAAAUGGAAUUGAGCCUGGAAUCGUGAAGAAAAUCCAAAAACCUAUCUCAAACUUUGCGUGUAUGGAAAACAUCAAUGCUUUUGUCGAGGCUGCUAAAAAGCUCGGCGUUCCCACUGAAGAAACUUUCCAAUCAUCUGCGUUACUCUUCUUUCUCUUGGCCGCAUCCUGCAAAAACAGGGCAAGACGAACCCAUUCAAGUGAUUGGACGAAAACAUCUGUCAGGGAGCGCGAAAGAUCAGCUAAUUCAGUGGCGUUCUACAUCCAAUUUUCAUGA